Molecule: messenger RNA, 1492 nt
Organism: Xiphophorus hellerii (green swordtail)
Lineage: Eukaryota; Metazoa; Chordata; Actinopteri; Cyprinodontiformes; Poeciliidae
Product: histone H4
Exons: 1
Coding region: 718-1029 (103 amino acids)
Cellular component (GO): nucleosome
Molecular function (GO): structural constituent of chromatin; protein heterodimerization activity; DNA binding
Source: RefSeq, a predicted model, not a curated record
UAGAACAUGUUUGAUUAUUGAUUAUGAUUUUUCCCCCAGUUAUAAAAAAUAUUGGCUUAAUCUAAACCUUCAUCUUGUAUGUUGGAUCUGAUCUCAGUCAUUUAAAGAAACGUUGCCUUUGAUUCCUGUUUCCAUUGUAGACAAAAAAUCUAAAGCUUUUAUAGUAGCUGUAAUUAAACCUAUAUUUAGAAAUAUUCCCUCAAUCAAGAGGAUUUAAUAAAUUAUCUAAUCUCCAUUUAUUAUCUAGAAUCCUUGAGAAAAUACUUGUCUUGUUAGAUCUCAGAGCUUCUUUGAACAGUUGAUCACAAUAAUCUUAGAAAUGUCUAAACAUGCUGCAGGGAUCAAGGGAAAAAGCCCUGAGCAAGUUUAAAUCUUAUUCAUUCAGAAUCGUGUUUUACAUUUAUUAUAUAUCUAAUAUUCUAUCAGACAUUAAAGCAUCUUAAUUUAUAAUAUUUCUAACGGCCUCUAUCCACAUGAUGUUAUAUAAUCCAACAGUCCUUAUUUAACUUGAUCAUAUUUCAAUGAACGUUUCAGAGCCUCAAAUUCAGAGGCAUUAUUUUCCCUCCUGAUGUUGGUCGGUAGGUGGCGCCAAAGGGAAGGUCCAGACCGAGUAGGCCAAGGUAAACCCCCUGUCUUCUAACACGUCCGGAGGACUGCUACAAACCCUGCAGAACCCGCUGUGGACUCAUUACUCCAGAGAACCACCGCAGUGUCACAAUGAGCGGACGAGGCAAAGGAGGGAAAGGUUUGGGCAAAGGAGGCGCCAAGCGCCACCGUAAAGUCCUCCGCGAUAACAUCCAGGGAAUCACCAAGCCGGCCAUCCGCCGUCUGGCUCGCCGCGGGGGAGUCAAGCGAAUCUCCGGCCUCAUCUACGAGGAGACCCGCGGGGUGCUGAAGGUGUUCCUGGAGAACGUGAUCCGUGACGCCGUUACGUACACCGAGCACGCAAAGAGGAAGACCGUCACCGCCAUGGAUGUGGUGUACGCUCUGAAGAGGCAGGGCCGCACUCUGUACGGCUUCGGAGGUUAAACUCAGCCCGGUGAUUACAGCGAACCAAAGGCCCUUUUCAGGGCCGAACCACCACUGCUGCUUCUGGGGCAAAGAUGCUUGAUUCAGUCACCAAAGUCUUGAGCUUUUUCAGUUAAAUAAAUUGAAAUUAAUCUAAACGUGUUGACUGAAAACCCUAAGAGUUUGAUUUAGAUACAUGACGUCAUGUAUGAAAGUUAAUGUAUAUAUUUAUAAAUAGUAGUUAGAAUCUGGAAAAUCACCUGGUGUGUGGAGACCAGUUCAAGUAGCUGAACAUUCAUGUUAAAAGGACUUUAUACUUUUUUGCAGUUACUCUAAACCCUGUCAUGUUUCAGAUUUUUAGACCUAAAGACACUAAAGUUUUCAUAUUAAACAUGGAAGUUUGUUUCAUUAACUCGCUUGUACAGCAGUUGGUUGGUUUCAAUUAAAAUUACUGGUUAAGAAUAAAGAAAUCCUGAUAAAUGUA